Messenger RNA from Erigeron canadensis, 764 nucleotides. RefSeq names its product peptidyl-prolyl cis-trans isomerase Pin1-like. Gene Ontology annotation, molecular function: peptidyl-prolyl cis-trans isomerase activity. Lineage: Eukaryota; Viridiplantae; Streptophyta; Magnoliopsida; Asterales; Asteraceae. Gene Ontology annotation, cellular component: nucleus; cytosol. The coding region runs from base 133 to 618 and encodes 161 amino acids. The transcript has 2 exons. The record is from RefSeq and is a predicted model, not a curated record.
CAACCUGUUAAGCCGAACCAGAACCACCUACCCCUGAUCUGAAGGCUCCACGAAACAAAGCCUCAGCAGCACACCACAGAGAAAAUAAUAACCAACCCGGCGUGAACCGCACUCGCCAUAAUAUCUAUAUAUAUGACCGCCACAACGGAAAUCCCAAAAAAACAACCGGCAACAAUAGAUUCCGAUCGGAAAAGAAAGGAUCCAUCAGCAGAUCGAACCGCCGCCGCCGCUGCCAAACACAAAAAAUCAAAAAUGUCAUCAUCAUCAUCUGAUAAAGUUAGGGCUUCACAUAUACUUAUUAAACACCAAGGAUCUCGUCGUAAGGCUUCCUGGAAGGAUCCAGAAGGUCGGGUUAUUACUAAUACUACCAGAGAUGCUGCCGUUUCUCAGCUCAAAGCUUUACGAGACGACGUCGUUUCUGGAAAUUCCAAAUUUGAAGAUGUUGCUUCUCGUUAUUCUGAUUGUAGCUCAGCUAAACGUGGCGGCGAUCUCGGUCCAUUUGGAAGGAAACAGAUGCAGAAGCCGUUUGAAGACGCGACAUAUGCAUUGAAAGUGGGGGAGAUAAGCGACAUCGUGGAUACUGAUAGUGGAGUUCACAUCAUCAAGAGAACUGGUUAACCAUGAAAUAUUACAGUAAGGACUAGCAUAAACUUACCUGUUUCUAUGGUUUCAAGCAAUGAUGAACUCUGUUGUAACUUGAGUUUGGUGAUUCCACACGUUGUAUUGUUUUACCUAGAAAAUUAAGAAUGCAUCUUUGAGAUUUA